Toxotes jaculatrix (banded archerfish) is the source of this 1362-nucleotide messenger RNA. RefSeq names its product empty spiracles homeobox 3 (gene emx3). The transcript has 3 exons. The record is from RefSeq and is a predicted model, not a curated record. Gene Ontology annotation, molecular function: DNA-binding transcription factor activity, RNA polymerase II-specific; DNA binding. NCBI's taxonomy places the organism in Eukaryota, Metazoa, Chordata, Actinopteri, Toxotidae. Gene Ontology annotation, biological process: regulation of DNA-templated transcription; brain development; neuron differentiation. Bases 126 to 872 code for a protein of 248 amino acids.
AGUUAUGGGUCUGAGGGGGAAGCUGGGAAUCUGAGCCCCCCGAGUCCGAGGCACUGGACUAACUGGACGCCGACUUGUUAAUAUCUUCUCCGUAUUCGUGAUCUGCUCCGCUCCAGGUGCUUACAAUGUUCCAGCACAGCAAUAACAAGAAAUGCUUCACCAUAGAGUCUCUGGUCGGGAAGGACGCGAACAGCCACAGCAGCGGCGGCGGCUCCGGGGAUGAGCCCAUCCGGCCCACGGCGCUCAGGUUCCCGGAGUCCCUGCACCCAGCCGCCGCCGCCGCCGCAGCCGCCGGGGUCUUCGGCUCCUGCUUCCAGGGAAGCAGCGGGAGGACUUUGUACUCUGCCGGGCCGGACAUGGUUCUUCAGGAGCCCGGGACACACACGCAGAGCCCCGGCGGGCUGCCGCUGCACCCGCUGCAGAUCCCCCCGCAGAGCUUCUUCAGCCCGCAGCACCGGGACGCGCUCAGCUUCUACCCCUGGGUGCUGCGGAGCCGGUACCUGGGACACCGCUUCCAAGGGGAGGACAGCAGUCCGGAGAACCUGCUGCUCCACGGUCCGUUCUCCAGGAAACCCAAGAGGAUCCGGACGGCGUUCUCUCCGUCUCAGCUGCUGCGUCUCGAACGAGCCUUCGAGAAAAAUCACUACGUGGUCGGAGCUGAGAGGAAGCAGCUGGCCAGUGGGCUGUGUCUGACCGAGACGCAGGUGAAGGUGUGGUUUCAGAACCGCAGGACGAAGCACAAGCGUCAGAAGUUGGAGGAAGAGUCUCCGGAGGCUCAGCAGAAGAGGAAGGGCAGUCAGCACAUCAGCCGCUGGAGAGCAGCCACGCAGCAGGCGGCGGGAGAGGACGUGGACGUGAUCAGCGAGGACUAGACUGCAGCAAACACACGCACACGCACGCACACACACACACACACACGCACACUCACACACGUCGUACCGCACAAACCCCUGAAGGUCUUUAAAUCCAGACGCCUUCCCCACGCGUGGCGGAGUCAGACUCUGAACAGGUCGGGUCAGUGUUCGCUUCAGACUCAGGUGCAUGAGUUCCUCUCUCCCAUGUUCGUCCUCAGGAUGGAGUUAAAGCAGAUUUAUAGAUAUUUACAUCCACUUUUAAUGUGCGUGAACCAGGCAGGUCCAGGAGAGUCGGUCCCCGGGAACCCACACUGCCUCUGUGGGAUAUUUAAAAACAUCAGAAACAUUUGCAUUAAAAACAGAAGCAGCUUCAUGAAAACACGGAGUGUGUUGCUUUGUCAGAGGAGACCGAGGCACGAGGCUAACUUUAGCUCCCAGUACCAACAAUGGAAAACCAGUUUGAGCUGUGAUGAAUCUGUGAAUCCAGAUUUAGAUUCACGCAGGAAAA